AACGUGCCAUGUUUCCCCUUCCGACGUGGCCCAUUCUCCACCAUUGGUUAUUAGACACGUGCCGCAUUCGUCUUCUUAGAAAUGCCACGUCGUCUAUGCGCCACCACAUUUGAGAGGUCGUGGUGGCCACUGUGACACGUGGAGUUAAUUAUGUAUAUUCGUUUCUGCUUCCGUCACCCAUCAGAAGCGAAGAAGAAGAGAUGCAGAGGGUUUUUGUUCGGUCCAAAACCCUAAUCACGGUUGCUUCCAAUUGCAUCUUCUUCCCUCCAUCGCUACCCUUUUACUUGCAAAAUCAAAAGCAGCAACGAGCGUUUCACAGCAACAGCAACAGCGGGAACACCCCUUUCGGAUCACCAACUCGAGUUCAGAAGCUGAUAGCUUCCCAAUCAGACCCUCUUUUGGCCAAAGAAAUCUUCGAUGUUGCCUCUCGCCAACCAAACUUCCGCCACACUUACUCAACCUAUCUCAUUCUCAUCCUCAAGUUGGGUCGCUCCAAACACUUCUCUCUCAUCGACCAUCUCCUCCGCUGCCUCAAAUCCGAUUCUCACCCCAUCACCCCCACCCUCUUCACUUACUUGAUCAGAGUCUACGCAGAAGCUGAUUUGCCCGACAAAGCCCUCAAAACCUUCUACAACAUUCUCCACUUCAAUUGCAAGCCUUUGCCCAAACACCUUAACCGCAUUCUCGAGAUCCUCGUUUCCCACCGCAAUUACAUUCGUUCCGCCUUCCUUCUCUUUAGGGAUGCCCACAGGUAUGGGGUGGAACCCAACACCAAGUCCUACAACAUUCUCAUGCGCGCGUUCUGUCUCAAUGGGGACAUUAGCAUUGCCUACUCACUGUUCAACAAAAUGUUCAAACGAGAUGUUGUGCCGGAUAUCGAGUCUUACCGGAUUUUGAUGCAGGCCUUGUGUCGGAAGAGUCAAGUGAAUGGUGCUGUUGAUCUUUUGGAGGAUAUGCUCAACAAAGGAUUUGUUCCGGAUUCUUUGACUUACACCACUUUGUUGAAUAGCUUGUGUAGGAAGAAGAAGCUCAGGGAAGCUUACAAGCUUCUCUGUAGGAUGAAGGUCAAAGGGUGCAAUCCUGAUAUUGUUCAUUAUAAUACGGUUAUAUUAGGAUUCUGUAGGGAAGGGCGCGCUCACGAUGCUUGCAAGGUUAUCACUGACAUGCGGGCCAAUGGGUGCUUGCCUAAUCUCGUGUCCUAUCGUACGUUGGUGAGUGGCUUGUGUGACAUGGGAAUGAUUGAUGAGGCUAGUAAGUAUGUGGAGGAGAUGUUCUGCAAAGGUUUUUCUCCUCAUUUUUCGGUUGUUCACGCCUUGGUGAAGGGGUUUUGUAAUGUUGGUAGAGUUGAGGAUGCUUGUGGAGUUCUUACUAAGUCUCUUGAACAUGGAGAAGCUCCUCAUGUGGAUACUUGGAUGGUCUUAAUGCCUGUAAUAUGUGAAGUGGAUGAUGGUGGGAAAAUCAGUGGUGCUUUGGAGGAAGUUCUUAAGAUUGAAAUAAAAGGACAUACUAGAAUUGUCGAUGCUGGCAUUGGUUUGGAGAACUACUUGAUUAGGAAGAUACGAGCCAACUCCACGAGAGUAUUCUAAAACUUAUGUAGGACUUACAACUUGCAAUCAUCCUUCUGUCAUUCAUGUGGGAUCUUUGUGGUGUUUCCGGCACCAACUGAUAGAGAAAACGUAAAAUCUUGUCUGACUGAGUUGGCAUAUUGCAGCAAUCCUUUCAAGCGAGCUUUGACCGCUAGCAGAGAACAACUUGUGUCAACCAUUACAUCUCGAGUAAGACCAGUGCUAGACAGCGAUGAAACAAUUAGCUAUGAGCUUUUAGAGGCUGAGUAUGCAAUGAGGUGAAUGACCCAUGGGUUCAGAGACCUCUCCAUACUGUUGAGACAAAUGUGGCAUGACUGCUAACAGAUAUGACACUUUGUUCAUUUGAGUAUUAACCUCAUUGUGUAAAAGGCUUGAAGUCAUUAUGAUGCAGAAAAGAUUUAGCUAGGCGGUCUUCAGUUUAACCCAGAUGCUAGAGCUUUGGUAAGUCACUUCAGUGUCAUGACUCAGAACUGUUAAGGGACGAGUUUGCACGCCAUACUCAAAUGGCAACGAUUCUAAAUUUAGAAAAGGUUUGUGAGAUUCUUCUAGAUUUCUUGGGUUAGAACUCUUGACCUGGAUAUUAACUCCAGGAGAGGUUAGGGGUGUGUUGGGUAUGCGGGUUGGUGUUAAACCAGAAGCGGUAGCCGCUGUGAAGUUGUAAUAUCCGUUUAUAUGGUCUCUUCACAAAUUUUUUUUUCUUUAAAUUUUCAUCCGAUUCUUUAAAUUUUCAUCCGAUAAGUAUUACACCUUCGUUCUUACUACUUUUGGUGUUUAGUAAGUUAACUCACAAUUUGCUGUAUGAGUUGCAUUGUUUGCUUCAAAGGCAAGAGAAUAAGGAGCAUUCAAAUUUUCCACCGGAGAGGCUGAGAUAUUAAGCAUAUAUACAGACCAUCCUGUGUAAAUUGGUUUUCUUUUGGAAAAUCAAUUUGGAACAUUCUUGUAUUUUUAUUUUGCAAAUCA
Vigna unguiculata (cowpea) is the source of this 2546-nucleotide messenger RNA. Its product is annotated as oligomeric golgi complex subunit-like protein. The record is from RefSeq and is a predicted model, not a curated record. Gene Ontology annotation, molecular function: protein binding. NCBI's taxonomy places the organism in Eukaryota, Viridiplantae, Streptophyta, Magnoliopsida, Fabales, Fabaceae.